Zingiber officinale is the source of this 672-nucleotide messenger RNA. RefSeq lists its product as uncharacterized. The transcript is spliced from 5 exons. The coding region runs from base 57 to 599 and encodes 180 amino acids. Lineage: Eukaryota; Viridiplantae; Streptophyta; Magnoliopsida; Zingiberales; Zingiberaceae. The record is from RefSeq and is a predicted model, not a curated record.
UCCUAACCCGUGCCCUAAAGCCUUCCCUCACCGCCGACUUCUCCCCUUCGCUUCCUAUGUGCCACCCUCCGAAGCCCGCAACGGCGUCGGCAGAUCACCGGCCUCGCUCACCCCGCACCGGCAGAGUCUCCCUCUCCCUCUCCCGAUUUCCCCUAAACCUCCUCAUCGCCGCUGGCCUCUCUUCCUUUUCUCUUCAUCGCCGCCGAACCCUUUUCCACCCAAUCCCCUUCCUCUUCUCCUCCGUCCCUCUUGCUGUGAUCGCCUCUUCAUCUUAUCUUCGUCGCCGACAAAAGGAGCAGCCGCCGACACCUCUGGAUACCGAAGCAACUGUCCAUUUCGGACGUCGGCUCGUCUCGCCAUCGAUUCACCACCGGCCAUGGGAGAUUGGUGAUGCCGAGUUGGAUUUCCUCCACAAGUUGCCGUUUCCGACCACGAGCCUGCAUCAUCCCAUCGAUCUGUGCCCUAGAUGUGCUUGCCACGGUGCUGAUCUUUCACCACCGUGGGUCGUCGUCUGCCCUAAUGUGAGCUUGACCUUGCCUUGCUGCCCCAAUUGGUCCUCUGGUGGUCAUGGAGUAGCUCCAUCAAAUCAUUGGACUUAGAUUCGAGAUGUGCGUCUUGACGUGGGAUUAGUUUGUCACGAUCGACAGAUAAAGGUAGCAGGUAUUGGAUUUA